AUGGGAAGAGAGGAGAAACAAGUAACGCUAGGUCCUAAUACUAAACUGUGCCGACUGUAUGACAAACUAGAAACACAGUUAAGGGCACUUAAAACUUUAGGAGUCACUUCAGACAAGUACGCUUCAAUGCUGUAUCCUCUGGUAGAAUCUGCUUUGCCCGAAGAAACGUUACGAGCCUGGGAGCGGCAUCGUUCAACUGAGUUGGAGAGUGAAGAGAGGCUGGCGCUUGCUCGUUUGAGUUUUAAAUCUGCCACUCCAGGAGACAACAACAGCAAAUGCCCCAGGAAAAUGUCAACGGUACACGAACCUCGUCAGAGUGAACCUACUGUAGCAACUCUAUUGACAACUGGUACAGAGGGUCCUAGAAGGUUGAUCAAGAAACAAUAUGCAGCCAUGUACCUAGGCUUAAGAGUGGAGAAUCCAGCAGAGUCGAUAACGGUUCAUCAAUUGCUGCAUCGCCCAGUGACAAAAGACAGUGGCUUAACUACAAAAAUAAAGCCAGUGUUUGAUGGGUCUACAAAGAACCAAAGAGAUAAUUCACAGCCAGAAAGCCGCUUCUUAAUCAAAAAAAUCAAUGACCUUCAUCUACGGCAGCUGGUUGAUAAGCCCACGAGAGUCACAAAAACAUCGUCCUCGCUGAUCGAUCAUAUAUUAGUGAACAAUCAGAUUGACUACUCAAGAUGUGAUGUUUGUGAGACAUGUCAAGCAGUAACAGUAAGAGAAGUAAAAGAUGCCAUAAACAAGAUCACCUCUAUGGCUGUUGGCAUUGAUGAGAUAACGAUCAGCAUGAUAAAGAUGGUAAGUCCGUACUGUAUUGAGGCCGUCACGCACCUGUUGAAUGUUUCGUUGGCUACGGGGGUGUUUCCGGAUAACUGGAAGGAGGCCAUUCUCAUUCCUCUGGCUAAAGUUGGUGCUCCCUCUUCUUUGGCAGAUCUUCGCCCCAUCUCUGUGUUACCCGCCCUCUCCAAGGUCUUGGAGACUAUUGUUGUCUCUCAGUUGGUUGAGUUCCUGGAGUUGGAGACAAUAAUUCCAGCAACACAGUCUGGCUUUUGUAGGGGGUACAGUACUUCAACUGCUCUGUUACUGCUUUGUGAUGAUGUCAUAAAAGCUAGAGCUGAAAAGAGGUGUACUUCUCUUGCAAUGCUGGAUUUUUCACAAGCUUUCGACUCUAUUGAUCACGAUCUACUGUUGGCCAUGAUGUAUCACUACAGAUUUGACCAGCAGGUAGUGUCGUGGUUUCACUCCUACUUGAACGGAAGAUGCCAAAAGACCAAAGUUGGAUCUGAGAUAUCCGCCCCCUUGCAAAAGUCCAAAGGAGUCCCACAGGGCAGCUGUCUUGGACCUGUCCUGUUUACUUUGUUUGCCGUAUCUAUGGGAAGAGAUUUGCGUCAUUGUCGGUUGUAUUCAUACGCUGAUCAUGCUCAGCUGGUUUUUCAGCAUGACGCUGACCCAGCAAAUCAGGCAGUCUCUGAUUUCAAUUCUGAUUUGGAUUCUGUCUUUGCAUGGUCUAUGUCCCAUGGCAUCAAACUGAACAGAGACAAAUGUUCAUUGGUGACUUUUUCUGUCAGCAGGAUUGUUCGGUCCGAGCCCCUGUCUGGUGUAUGCCUUGGUGGAAUUCCGCUCAAAGGUGUAUGCCUUGGUGGAAUUCCGCUCAAAGAGUGUAAAGCUCCCAAGCUUCUUGGACUUCAUUUUGAUCCUGAGCUCUCCUUUUCUGAUCAUGUACGUCUGCGAAAAUUUGAUCGAAUUUCAUCAGACCUCACAUCUCUUGGCUUAUUGCCUAUGGCUGACCUGUGCCUUUUGCGCACUUUCUGCAUCAUCCAGAGGGUACUGUCAGAGGAGAGACCUCAGUACCUGAAGGUAAGACUGAGAGCUCGCUCUGAGAUGCGAUCCCGUUGCAAACGGCAGGAUGACAUGCUGGAGAUGCCCCGUGUGCGCUCUGGGUGGAUGAGUGGAUACAAAAGUCGCCGGUUCGAUCCUGAGAAACAGUCGGAAGCUUUUAUAAGGUUUAUAGCUCGACCCACGUGUCCUUGA
This is a messenger RNA of Macrosteles quadrilineatus (aster leafhopper), 2031 nucleotides long. RefSeq lists its product as uncharacterized. The transcript is spliced from 8 exons. NCBI's taxonomy places the organism in Eukaryota, Metazoa, Arthropoda, Insecta, Hemiptera, Cicadellidae. The record is from RefSeq and is a predicted model, not a curated record. The coding region runs from base 1 to 2031 and encodes 676 amino acids.